Saccharomyces paradoxus is the source of this 333-nucleotide messenger RNA. RefSeq names its product mitochondrial 37S ribosomal protein mS38 (gene QRI5). Lineage: Eukaryota; Fungi; Ascomycota; Saccharomycetes; Saccharomycetales; Saccharomycetaceae. The coding region runs from base 1 to 333 and encodes 110 amino acids. The record is from RefSeq and is a predicted model, not a curated record. The transcript has a single exon. Gene Ontology annotation, biological process: mRNA processing.
AUGCUAGGAAGGGCAUUGCGACCUGGGUGGUUGGGAAUAACCAGGACAGUGAUGAGGAAACCAAUUUGUGGGUCCUGCUUUAACAGAACCUUGCAAACAGCAACGAACACGGGCAUGCCUCCCAUACAAGAAGGCAUGCUGAAUGCAGUGAUGAUGACGGCGACGGCGACAAGGAUCACUGACACAGUCAGCGAGCCAUUAAAUGGGACAAGUAUAGUGAUGCAACUCGAUUCUGUGAUGAGAAAGAGAAAAAAGAAGAUGAAGAAACACAAAUUGCGGAAAAGAAGAAAGAGGGAGAAGGCAGAAAGAAGAAAGCUGUCCCAGGGUAGGUAA